GCAGCAGGGGAGAGGAGACAAAAAAGUCCGUUAGGAAGCGAGGAUUCAAGAAGAAGUACAGCAAAAAGACGCCAAGCAGCUAAUCAAAACAAAAGAAUAGUUGAUGAUCGCACACGAUAGCGCAGAUAAUCGUUAGUUUGAUAUAUCAACACUAUUACAACGAGAGGAGCUGGAAUCGUCGCAAUAAUCACUAAAUAAAUAUUUACAUACGUAUGUAUCAUAACUCCGAGUGCAUUGGUCAAAAUCGAUCGUGUUGACAUUUCGAUCAGCCUACCAAUCAUUCGCAUUUUAUUUUUCCCACGAGAAUCGGUAACGUCGCAUUGACAAGAUACUUACUUUUGAGUAACACGCUUAGUUAAUGCGUGCAACUUGAACGCGCAAAUUGUAGUUCGUACAGAUAUUUACGUCUACGCACGAGAAAUACAAGGAAUUGAGUCGCAGUUCCAGUACCCAAUACCAUAAAGCAAAGCUCAAUAACCGUGAGAAAAUGAAGUCCUCGUCAAAAUCGUUUAAAGAAAUGCGUCCGUUCGUGCAGCGUGUCGCUGAGGUUGAAUUAAUUAGGCAACAACAUCCAAAUAAGAUUCCGAUAAUUGUCGAAAGAUUCGCCGGAGAAAAACAAUUGCCAAUUAUGGAUAAAGUCAAAUUUUUAGUACCUGAUCACCUGACUGUAGCCGAGCUUAUAAAAAUUAUUAGGCGCAGACUACACCUUCAUCCGACCCAAGCAUUUUUUCUGUUAAUUAAUCAAAGAAGCAUGGCUAGUGGAAGCUUGACAAUGGCGCAGCUCUAUCAGCACGAAAAAGACGCCGAUGGUUUUCUUUACAUUGUUUUCGCUAGCCAAGAAGUAUUUGGUUGCUAAAUUGCGACUGGUGUGAUUCUAGGUGAGUCUUCGGUGAUUAUACACAAAUUGUAAGAAUUACCUAUAUAAUAUGAAAUAAAAGAACUUGGCGUACUUAUGCUCUGUGUGUUGCAAAGAAUUCAUAGCUAGUGCCAAAAACUGCUGCGUGAACAUUAAAGAUGACUAAUAUCCAAAAAAAGGAUGAAUUGUUACACAUAUCUUACUUUUACUUGUAUUUACUGACUUUUAAUGGUAUCAAAUACAUGCAAACAGCGAUGUAAAUUGUAUUCAAAUAAAUAUGAGUAAUUUUAUCGAAUUAUAAUACAGUGUAUAGAAAGCUGGGUUUUCUAUUUCAAAUAACAUUUUCUUGAAAUAUUAUCCUAUAUCUGUUGUUAAAGUGAUAUAAAAAUUAAUAAAAUCAAUUCACUGCAUUGUUGUUGUUGAGUAAAUUUCAAGGACACUUUACCUGUAAUAUUUACUGUCGUUUUUUUAUUGUAUUUUAUUUACAUUAGGAUACAUGAAUCAGAGGAUGCCUCUGUCUUUUCUAUACAUGCAUGCGUUACGAAUGUCUAAUACUGAAAACCGACUUAUUGCUAUUUCAGAUUUAAUUAUUUUAUACAAAAAUAUCGAACGACGGGUGAUAAAUACUGUUGAACUUAUUGCAACUGUGAUUAGGCUGCUGCGUGUUGUGUGAGAAUAAGUUUGAGAAUACAUGAGGGACAUGUUAAAUGCAAACUGAAUUAAAGAAUAAAAAGGAAAGUAAACAAAUUAUAUACCUCCAGUAAAAAGAGAGCUGAUAAUCCUAGUAGUUGAUUAUUCUUGACUUAAUUAUCGUUUUAUUGUACCCAUUCAUUGUACUGAAAGUUUAAUUAUCACGUCAAUCACUAUAAUGUUAUAACAAGUCGAACUACUAGUGUGAAACAGCUCAAACACUUGAUGAAAAAAUACUACGAAAUAUCAUAUUUUUAUUUCAGCCUGAAUGUUGACAUUGAGAUUUCUUUAUUAACCGUUUUUGUUUAAGCGUCAUAUCCUAUUGUUACUUAUUAAUUUGUAUUAACUACACUCGCUCAUGUAUAAUUAUAUCAUGAUAGUUCCUCAAAUUGCCUGCUGAAAAAUAAUUGUUUUGUAACAAUCUUAUCCUUGUUCAAGAAAUGUUACAGUAGAAUCUAAACAAAUAAUCUCCUUUAUGAUAAUAUUGGAAUAUAUUUACAGAUAAAAUGUAUUAAGUAGCGUUAAUAGUAUUUUGUACGUUAGUAGUUAGUUGACGAAAAUGGCAACAAAUAUUCUAAAGUUAACAGAUUUUGCAAUAUGUUCGUACAAGUAUUUUUUAGUAAUUAGAAUAUUGUAAGUUUUUCUCACAUUAUAAUUAUUAAUUUUUUUGAGGCUGAUAGUUUUUCUUAGUAAUAUCAAAAUUCAUUUGUUCGUAAGAUCUUCAUAGACCAAUCGAAACGAAGUGUUUCGUAUUUGCUAUUUUUGUUUAUCUUAAUCAAUUGAAUUUUCUUUGAUGAUAGUUUCAUCUUUUCGGUAGUUCAAAGCAUGGGUUAAUAAAAAAAACUGUUAGUUAUUUAAAAUAUCAAAUAGCCUUCUUGAAAAUAAUAUAUUUUUUGCUUACUCUUUCCUUCAAACUAGAUGCAAUAAACUGUCAUUAAUAACGUGCAUAUAAUAUACUUAUUCUAUACAAAAAGAUAAAUUACAAUUCGGAGGAAAAAAUACUCAUUGAAUUCCUAUGUCAGGCAACUACGAGUGUUUUUGAAACUAUUCAGGUAGAAUCAGCUGUGAAUUAUUGAUUAAUAUAAUUAUCAUGUAAUAUCUCCUUUGUUUAAAUAAAUAUUAUUACUUUAUGAUA
Molecule: messenger RNA, 2681 nt
Organism: Neodiprion fabricii
Lineage: Eukaryota; Metazoa; Arthropoda; Insecta; Hymenoptera; Diprionidae
Product: microtubule-associated proteins 1A/1B light chain 3A-like
Exons: 3
Coding region: 488-856 (122 amino acids)
Biological process (GO): autophagosome assembly; autophagy of mitochondrion; cellular response to nitrogen starvation
Cellular component (GO): autophagosome; cytosol; autophagosome membrane
Molecular function (GO): ubiquitin protein ligase binding
Source: RefSeq, a predicted model, not a curated record